ACCUCACCCUUUCUCACCUCCUUUCCGGUCUCUCCAGCUCUCAAAAUAUUCCUCAGUCACCUCUUCUCUUCUAUAUCUUCCAGUGCUCCUCUUCCUUAUUUUAAUUUCCUUUGUCCUGUGUCUCCGAAGAUAUAUAAUUAUAGACAUGGUAGUAGCAUCCCCAACUCAAAUUCACGGGGAAAAACUCCUGGCCAUUGAGCUCCCUGUAAUAGAUCUCUCAGGGGAGAGAUCAAUGGUGUCCAAUCUCAUUGUCAAAGCCUGUGAAGAAUAUGGUUUUUUCAAGGUAAAAAACCAUGGCGUUCCUCAUGACAUCAUUGCCAAAAUGGAAAACGAAAGUUUGAACUUCUUUGCCAAAACAUUCGAUGAAAAGCAAAAGGCUGGGCUUGCUAAUUCCUUUGGUUAUGGCUGCAAAAACAUUGGCUUUAAUGGUGAUACAGGAGAGGUUGAAUAUCUACUUUUUAAUACCAAUCCUCUCUCCAUUGCUGAAAGAUCCAAAACCAUCUCCAAUGACCCUACAGAAUUCAGCUCUGCUAUGAGCGGCUACAUAGAAGCAGUUAGGGAGCUGGCAUGUGAGUUAUUAGAUCUGAUGGCAGAGGGAUUGUGGGUCCCAGAUAGAUCGGUGUUCAGUCGACUAAUCAGAGAUGAUGACAGUGACUCAAUCAUCAGGUUAAAUCACUACCCUCCCAUACCUGUACUCUGCAAGGAUAAGGACUCCUCGUCACCUUGUAACCACAACAAGGUAGGAUUUGGAGAACAUUCUGACCCUCAGAUCUUGACCAUCUUAAGAUCCAACGACGUGGGUGGCCUUCAGAUUUCCCUGAAGGACGGUGCCUGGGUUCCAGUAACACCUGACCCUUCUGCCUUCUGUGUUAAUGUGGGUGACUUGUUACAGGCAAUGACAAAUGGGAGAUUUGUAAGUGUGAGGCACAAAGCCCUAACCAACUCGUACAAGUCUAGAAUGUCAAUGGCCUAUUUUGCUGCACCCCCACUUAAUGCAAGGAUCGCCGUUCCACCAGAAAUGGUUACACCCAUCAAGCCUGCCUUAUACAGGCCUUUCUCCUGGGCUGAAUUCAAGAAAGCUGCUUUUGCUCUGCGACUUGGAGAUAGCCGCCUUGGUCUAUUCAGGAUGGAAGUAGUUGAGCAAGUUGCUUGAUGAGUUUUUGAUAGCUUAGUAUUAUGGAAUAUAAAUGUUUAAAUAUCUAAGUUUAGCGUCUUUCUGUACCCCUGAAGGGGAAUUUUGCCGUUUGAUAUCCUUACCAUUGCUACUGUUUAUCCAGCGAGAGACUAGUAGCUUUUGGUGGGGUAAUGGUAUGUAAAACUGUAGUUUUGCCGUUAGUGUAAAAUUUUCCCUUUUGAAUAAUAUUUAGUGGCCAGUGGGAUGGUGGUUAGCUCUA
Populus euphratica (Euphrates poplar) is the source of this 1394-nucleotide messenger RNA. Its product is annotated as gibberellin 2-beta-dioxygenase 2-like. The transcript has 3 exons. The record is from RefSeq and is a predicted model, not a curated record. NCBI's taxonomy places the organism in Eukaryota, Viridiplantae, Streptophyta, Magnoliopsida, Malpighiales, Salicaceae. Bases 146 to 1153 code for a protein of 335 amino acids.